Sander lucioperca (pikeperch) is the source of this 2568-nucleotide messenger RNA. It is a transcript of the gene ddx20, whose product is annotated as DEAD (Asp-Glu-Ala-Asp) box polypeptide 20. The transcript has 11 exons. Lineage: Eukaryota; Metazoa; Chordata; Actinopteri; Perciformes; Percidae. Gene Ontology annotation, biological process: spliceosomal snRNP assembly. Gene Ontology annotation, molecular function: ATP binding; RNA helicase activity; RNA binding. Gene Ontology annotation, cellular component: SMN complex. The coding region runs from base 54 to 2384 and encodes 776 amino acids. The record is from RefSeq and is a predicted model, not a curated record.
CGCGCAUUAAAGCAGCUGAGUUAGAUCACUGGCGGUGAACAAGUCCAGUCAACAUGGCUACCUUCGUGAGGAAAGCAGCCCACAAUAUAGAAACGCGAAAGCGGACAGAUGAUGUGAUUCUGUCAGAGGGAAUCGACUUCAGCUCCUUGCUGCUCUCCCAGGCCGUGCUGGACGGACUGUCCUCCGCAGGCUUCCAAAAACCCUCCCCGAUUCAGCUUAAGGCGAUCCCGCUGGGCCGCUGCGGACUUGAUUUGAUUGUACAGGCCAAGUCUGGCACGGGGAAGACAUGCGUGUUCUGCACCAUUGCCCUGGACUCUCUGGUCCUGGAAAAUCCUGCAACUCAGGUUCUUGUCCUGGCUCCUACACGUGAGAUAGCGGUGCAGAUCCACUCAGUAGUGAUGGCCAUAGGCUGUGCCAUGGAGGGCCUCGAGUGCCAUGUUUUCAUUGGGGGCAGGCCUGUGAGUCAGGACAAAACCCAUCUGAAGAAGUGCCAUGUAGCUGUGGGCUCACCCGGUCGUAUCAAGCAGCUUAUUGAGCUGGGGAUGUUAUCCACCGCCAGCAUCAGACUGUUUGUUCUGGAUGAGGCAGACAAGCUGCUGGAGGAGGGCAGCUUCCAGGAACAGAUUAACUGGAUCUUUUCCUCUCUGCCCGUGAACAAACAGAUGCUCGCACUCUCAGCCACCUACCCAGAAUCCCUUGCUCAGCACCUUACCCGCUACAUGAGAGAGCCCACUUUUGUCAGACUCAAUCCCAGUGACAUGGGCCUUAAAGGCCUGAAGCAGUAUUACAAGCUAGUGCAGUCUGAUCCUUUACCCCACAAGGUUUUUGAGGCGAAGGUGGAGCACUUGCUAGAGCUUUUCAGUAAAAUCCCAUUCAACCAGGCACUAGUGUUCUCCAACCUACACACAAGGGCUCAGCACCUGGCAGACAUCCUGUCCUCCAAGGGCUUACCUGCUGCUUGUAUUUCAGGUGGUCUGAGUCAGGACCAGAGACUGGAGGCCAUGUCAAAACUGAAGCAGUACCAGUGCAGGGUGCUCAUCUCCACUGACCUGACUUCCAGAGGUAUAGAUGCAGAUAAAGUAAAUUUGGUGAUAAACCUUGACGUGCCACAGGACUGGGAGACCUAUAUGCACCGUAUUGGACGUGCUGGCCGCUUUGGCACUCAGGGGCUGGCAGUGACCUACUGUUGCCAUGGUGAGGAGGAGAACAAGAUGAUGGCCAUCGCUCAAAAGUGCAGCUUGAGAUUGUCUAUGUUGCCAUCCACCAUAGAGCCUGGGUUGAUGGACGAGCAGUGUGACUGGGAUGUCUGCACUGAGGCUUCCACUCCAGGCCCUAUACCCCAGCUCUUCUCCUCCAAGAUAGAGAAGAAGAAGCGGCAGCAUGCCAAGUCAGUCCAAGAUCAAGCUCUGGAGCACAGCAGUCAAAGGAAGCCAGAGAAGACCCAUCCAGCGCCCAGGCUGGGAGCACACGAUGACGGCAAUCUGAAAAGAGCUUCUCCUGCAAAGGACACUCUACCACAUGGUCCUCCACUGGUGGUGCCGACUCGAAAAGAGCAGCAAGACGCUCUGCCCAAGAUCUCUCCUCUCAGCUCGUUCAAGAAUUGUAGGUCAAGGUUUUUGGCCUUUGAGGAGGCUGAGCGGGACUACCACAGCUUCAUUACCACAGGGUUGGGGAGAUCAGUGGAAGUGGUUAGGGAGUUCAGAGGUGGAGAGGACGGUGAGUCGAAUGGGCAUAGAGAGUCUUUCACACUUAAUGAUGACGGAAGUCAAAGUUUAAAACAAAACAGAGAACAGUGGAAAUCUAACAUUUCACCUCCAAGGUCAGUUUCUGGUUCUUCAAACUCGCAAUCUGACGAAGACGAUGAGACAAAUCAGACCAGAGGACAUAAAUACAGAGCAAUCACUAAGCCUCAGACUGAAGCUAGAGAAUCACCCACACUGUCCAAACCCAAAACGUAUCACCAGACAGCCUGUGCGUCAAGUGCAAGAGUUUCGUCUCAGCCUGAGAACUAUGAUCCCAUACCAAUCGUUAAAUCGAGCGGGCAUCCGAGUCAGACGGCUCCAGCACAUACUGACAGAAAUGAAUCCAGAAAGAUUAAACAAAAUACUGUGAAACGGAGCAAAAAGAUUUCAGAGAAGAUAAACAGAGAGCAAAAGAGGGAAAGGGAUGAAGGAGAACAUGAUUAUGAUGAUGAUGAUCAUGAUGAAGAGGAGUGGAGUGCUGAAACGUACUGGAGAGCCAGCUACAGAGCCUGGAAUGAUUACUACGCCUCUAUGUCUCCUUUUCAAGAGCAAAAUUACCAAAGCUACUACGGUGUAGCCCACAACUGGAUGGCGGCUUAUCGUAUGAAUGCCGUCUACAUGGAAGAACUCCUGAAACACUGACAUUUCUAUACUGUUAAUCAGGACGUCCAAUCGUGCUGUUGUCUGAAUGUCACCUGCAAAAAAUUGAGUACAAAAGUUUGCACUUCUAGUCAAACAUAUUGCUCAUACUAUUUUUCAAUGAAUUCAUACCAUAACCUGUAUGCCCCUAUUACCUUUCUAAUAAAUUACAAGUAUGGAGCAUGUA